Molecule: messenger RNA, 594 nt
Organism: Leishmania mexicana MHOM/GT/2001/U1103
Lineage: Eukaryota; Euglenozoa; Kinetoplastea; Trypanosomatida; Trypanosomatidae
Product: reticulon domain protein, 22 kDa potentially aggravating protein (paple22)
Exons: 1
Coding region: 1-594 (197 amino acids)
Source: RefSeq, a predicted model, not a curated record
AUGUCGGCCAUCGCGAAGGAGUUCACGGGGCUCACGCUGAGGGAUGUCGUGACGUGGAACCGCCCGGUCGCGUCUAGCGUCAUUUUUUGCUUCUUCUUUACGAUGUGGGCCAUCUUCGUCUUUGCCGAGUACACGCUGACAACGUUUGUGUCUCGCAUCGUCUCCAUUCUCCUCAUCGCUGGUGCCGCCGCUGCCGUGACGAAGCGUACCAUCGUGACGUCGCCCGAUGACGUGACCGCUAGCAUGGACCGUGCCUACGAGUCUGUGCGCCCGUGCGUGACCAAGUUGGUGGACUGCACGAUCUCCCUCCUCACGUGGCGUGACUACGUGGCGUCUGCCAAGUUCUUCAUGGGCACCCUUGUGAUGGCCUUCCUCGGCAACUGGAUGAGCGACACGACACUGAUGCUGGUCAUCCUUAUCGUUGCCUUCACAGCCCCGGUGGCAUAUCAGAAGAAGCAGAAGGAGAUCGAACACGCAAUGAAGCAGGUGCGCGCCUACAUUGACAAGUGGCUCGGCAUGCUCAAGACGCACGGAGAGCCCAAGAAGGCGUCAGUGGAGCAGCAGCUUGAGGACAUGGAGCGCAAGGCCCAGUAA